Molecule: messenger RNA, 1296 nt
Organism: Aspergillus mulundensis
Lineage: Eukaryota; Fungi; Ascomycota; Eurotiomycetes; Eurotiales; Aspergillaceae
Product: ribosome biogenesis protein NOP53
Exons: 3
Coding region: 1-1296 (431 amino acids)
Biological process (GO): ribosomal large subunit assembly; rRNA processing
Cellular component (GO): nucleolus
Molecular function (GO): 5S rRNA binding
Source: RefSeq, a predicted model, not a curated record
AUGUCUACUUCAUUACAGGCACCUCAACAAUACAGCCAACCUUCUAGGAAAGGCAAGAAGGCUUGGAGAAAAAAUGUGGAUGUCUCGGAGGUUCAAGAAGGCCUCCGCCUGUUGAAGGAUGAAGAAAUCAAAGGCGGUGUUCUAGCAGAGAAACCAUCCGAAGAACUAUUCGUUAUCGACAAAAAGGGCUCCUCGGAGGCUCGCGACGCAUACCGCAAACAGCACAAGAAGCUUCUCAAAUCCGAUGAGAUCCUCGCGCAAAGAUCCGCCAUCAAUGCAGUCGACACUCGAAAACGUGCAAACUCCAAGGUUACUGAUGGUGUCAUUGAGCCAAAAACGAAAAAGCACAAGAGCGACUGGGUCAGCCGUAAGGAAUGGCAACGCUUGAAACAGGUGGCUAAGGAGGCCAACCCGCUUGGGAAGUCCAGCGAUAGUGGAUUUUUCGACCCGUGGGCAGAUGAGGCAGACCCGACGCCGUAUGACGAUCCUCAGUUCGACUAUUUGGAGAAGCCUAAGCAGAAAGUGGCCCCAGUCACCAUAAAGCAAGCUCCCAUUUCACUCGCUGCAAAUGGAAAGGCUGUUCCUGCCGUAGGAAAGCCCGCCGCUGGUACAAGUUACAACCCGACGUUCGAAGACUGGGAUCAGCUGUUGCAGGAGCAAGGUCAAAAAGCCGUCGAAGAGGAGAAGAAGCGAUUGGAGGAAGAACGCAAGGAAGAAGAGCGGCAGCGUCUGAUCGCUGAGGCCAAAAAUGAUGAUGGUGAGGCAAAGUCAGAUGACGAGAGUGCAUGGGAGGGCUUUGAGAGCGAGUACGAGAAGCCGGAAUGGCUAAACAAGAAGCGCCCGGAAAGGAAAACGAAAACACAAAGGAACAAAAUCAAGCGAAGGAAGGAGGCUGAAAGGCAAGCCAAGUGGGAGGCACAGAAGCAGAAGAAGGAGGAACAACUUGCCCAGUUCAAGGCCAAUACAGAGCGUUCUGAGCAACAGGCACUGGAGCGUCAGGUGAAGGACAGUGACGCUGACGAUUCGUCCGAUGAGGGCGAUGACACUACUCUGCGCCGAAAACCCCUAGGGAGACUAAGGGCCCCUGAGAAGCCAACCGAGGUGGUCCUCCCAGACGAGCUGCAAGAUUCGCUGCGUCUGCUGAAGCCAGAAGGGAAUCUUCUCGACGAUAGGUUCCGGACGUUGAUCGUUCAGGGCAAGCUCGAGUCGCGCAAGCCCGUAUCGCAACCGAGAAAGGCCAAGAGAGAAGUCACUGAGAAAUGGGCCUACAAAGACUUCAAGGUGCCUGGGUUAUAA